Messenger RNA from Staurois parvus, 1926 nucleotides. NCBI's taxonomy places the organism in Eukaryota, Metazoa, Chordata, Amphibia, Anura, Ranidae. The record is from the annotation of a GenBank genome assembly.
AUGAAUUUCUUGUGGCUGGUAACUGUGCACCAUACCUGGAAGGCCGUCCUAUUCUCUGUAAUCUACCUCAUGGUGCAAAUGUGGAUCCCCUGUGAAGCAUUUUCAGGGCAGCAAAACUGCCCUUCUGUCUGUUCCUGCAGUAACCAGUUUAGCAAAGUGGUCUGUACGCGACGUGGCCUCUCUGAAGUACCACAAGGUAUCCCAUCUAACACAAGGUACCUCAAUCUCAUGGAGAAUAACAUCCACAUGAUCCAAGCGGAUACUUUCCGGCAUCUUCACCAUUUGGAGGUGUUACAACUUGGUAGAAACAUUAUCCGUCAAAUAGAGGUUGGGGCUUUUAAUGGUUUGGCCAGCCUCAACACUCUGGAGUUGUUUGACAACAGACUGACUGUAAUCCCCAGCGGGGCUUUUGAGUAUCUUUCUAAGUUGAGAGAACUGUGGCUCAGGAAUAACCCUAUUGAGAGCAUUCCAUCCUACGCUUUCAAUAGGGUACCAUCACUGAUGCGCCUGGACCUUGGAGAACUUAAAAAGUUGGAAUAUAUUUCCGAGGGAGCUUUUGAGGGAUUGUACAAUCUAAAGUACCUCAACCUUGGAAUGUGUAAUAUCAGAGACAUGCCAAACCUUACACCCUUGAUAGGGCUAGAGGAAUUAGAGAUCUCUGGGAACAACUUUCCUGAAAUCAAACCUGGAUCUUUCUAUGGGUUGAGAGCACUAAAAAAGUUGUGGAUUAUGAACUCCCAGAUAAACACCAUAGAGCGCAAUGCUUUUGAUGAUUUGACAUCCUUAGUAGAGUUGAACUUGGCCCACAAUAACUUAUCAUCCCUUCCACAUGAACUAUUUGCUCAUUUGAGGUACUUAGUGGAGUUACAUUUGCACCACAACCCAUGGGACUGCGAUUGUGAUGUUCUCUGGCUCGCCUCCUGGCUGCGAGAAUAUAUUCCUACCAACUCCACGUGCUGUGGUCGCUGCCAUUCCCCACCGCACAUGAAGGGGAAGUAUGUGGUUGAGGUGGACCACUCAUCAUUUCAGUGCUCAGCCCCAUUUAUUAUGGACGCGCCAAGGGAUUUAAAUAUCUCUGAAGGAAGAGUGGCAGAACUCAAGUGUAGAACUUCAGCCAUGUCAUCUGUUAGGUGGCUGCUACCUAACGGUACUGUGCUAAGCCACGCUUCCAAUCAUCCACGAAUUACCAUCCUCAAUGAUGGGACGUUAAACUUCUCUCAUGUACUGCUCACUGACACAGGGGUCUAUACAUGCAUGGUAACCAAUGUGGCAGGAAACUCAAAUGCUUCGGCCUAUCUCAAUGUCAGUACCGCAGAGCUCAACACUUCAAACUACAGCUUCUUCACUACUGUCACUGUGGAGACCACGGAUAUGGCUCCCGAGGACAUCUCUAUGAUAAUCAAACCGGUGCCAACAACUUCCACGGGGUACCAGCCAGCAUAUACUACCACUACGACCGUGCUUGUCCAGACCACCAAAAUGCCCAAACAGGUGGCAGUGCCAACUUCAGAUGCUGGAGAUAAAAUGCAAACUAGCCUGGAUGAGGUAAUGAAAACCACCAAGAUUAUUAUUGGCUGCUUUGUGGCAGUCACACUUUUGGCAGCCGCCAUGCUAAUAGUGUUUUACAAACUACGAAAAAGGCAUCAACAGAGGAGCACUGUGGCGGCUGCGCGAACUGUCGAGAUAAUCCAAGUGGACGAAGACAUCCCAAGUGGGAGUCCCACUGGAGUAUCAGGUGAGGGGGCGGUUGUGUUGCCGACCAUUCACGACCAUAUGAACUUUAACACCUACAAGCCAGCACAUCAUGGGGCCCAUUGGACGGCUAACAGUAUCGGUAAUUCUCUACACUCCACAAUUACAACCAUCUCUGAACCUUAUAUAAUUCAGACCCACACAAAAGAGAAGGUACAGGAAACUCAAAUAUGA